AUGGAGGAAACGAAAGUUAUUUAUUACAUAGACGAUGAAGAAACACCAUAUUUAGUGAAAAUUCCCAUAUCACCUGAAAAAGUGACGUUAUUGGACUUCAAAAACCAAUUGAAUAGACCGAACUAUAAAUUUUUCUUUAAAUCUAUGGACGAUGACUUUGGUGUUGUGAAAGAAGAAAUUGUAGAUGAUAACGCUCAUUUGCCGUGUUUUAAUGGUCGUGUUGUGUCGUGGCUAGUGUCUGCGGAGGGCUCAAACCCAUCGGACGGUGCGUCUCAGUGUACAGAUAGCAAUGCUGGCAAGGGGAAACAAACUCAUGGAGCGCCGGCACCGGUCACCAGAGACACCUGUACAGACACAGAUAGCACCAUUAGCUCACGCCCUGGACACAGAGCAUCCUGCGAUAAAUAUAAAUACCGCGGAUUACGGAUAAACGGACACUCAAAAUAUGGCAACCACGGUUUGGAAUAUGAAACAGCUUCAGUACUGUCUUCCGACUUGGACUCCACCAGCCUCUUCGACAGUCAGUCUGAAAUCACUACGACCACAGGCAGACACACUAACGCUUCAGUAGACCGUGCAUUGACCGAAUGUAGCAGCGUAUCACAUCUUCAAGUUAGUUCUAGGAAAAGACCGCAGCGUAGACGAAAAAGACCGCAAGUUAUGUCCAGAACGUCGUCUUACUCAUCGAUUACUGACUCUACGAUGUCUAUGCACAUAAUUACAGUCACAUUAAAUAUGGAUACAGUGAAUUUUCUAGGUAUUUCUAUAGUAGGACAGUCUAAUAAGGGUGGAGAUGGGGGAAUAUAUGUUGGAAGUAUUAUGAAAGGUGGUGCUGUGGCCCUGGAUGGGAGGAUAGAGCCAGGAGACAUGAUAUUACAGGUUAACGAUGUAAACUUCGAGGAUAUGACCAAUGAUGAAGCUGUUCGAGUGCUUCGGGAGGUGGUGCAGAAGCCUGGACCCAUCAAGCUGGUCGUAGCCAAGUGUUGGGACCCCAAUCCCAAAGGGUACUUCACGAUACCAAGAACGGAGCCGGUCAGGCCUAUAGACCCUGGAGCAUGGGUGGCCCACACACAGGCACUCCGCGAAGCAUACCCUCCCCCACCACCAUCUUUGUCAGCUCUCCCUGUAUCCUCAGUAUCGGAGAGGGGAGCUUCGGACGCCAGCACAGUGCCUGCUGGUGGGUUGGAGCCACAGUUAUCUGUUAACAUGGAUAUGGCCAUAGUUGUGAGAGCUAUGCUGAGGCCUGAAUCAGGUCUGGAGAUAAGAGACAGGAUGUGGCUGAAGAUCACGAUUCCCAACGCGUUCAUAGGCGCUGACGUCGUGGACUGGAUCCUGCAACACGUGGCCGGCAUCGCUGACAGGAGGGACGCCAGGAAAUAUGCCUCGCAUAUGCUCAAAGCUGGCUUCAUACGCCACACGGUGAACAAGAUCACAUUCUCGGAGCAGUGCUACUACGUGGCCGGGGAGCUGUGCGCUGAACUCGCCGCGCUGAGGCUGCGCAGCAACGACAACGACAGCCUGCUCAGCGACACUUUAGCACCUUUACCCAACCCCAAUGUGAUGGGUCCCGGCUACAUGCCCUAUGCGGGCUCGUACGGCUACCAGCCCAUACCUUUCAAAUACUCCUCGUGUCUUAACAGCGAACACACCAUUUAUGGCUACAACCGCGAGGAGAGCGUAAUCUCUGGCAGCGGCGGGUCGAGUGGAGGAUCGGAGCGCCUGACGGCCAAGGAGGCGCCGCCCGACCUUAAAUCGACGAGCUCGGGCUCCGCGCCCGACCUGGCGCCCGACGCGCCCCCCGCUCCCAACUUGCCGCCUAACAUGCCACCCAACAUGCCGCCCAGCACGCGCCGUAGUCAUUCACACUCCAGUGGCUCCGAGCGGAACGUUCGGCCCGUGCUGUUCCUAUAG
This is a messenger RNA of Arctia plantaginis, 1911 nucleotides long. The record is from the annotation of a GenBank genome assembly. NCBI's taxonomy places the organism in Eukaryota, Metazoa, Arthropoda, Insecta, Lepidoptera, Erebidae.